This is a messenger RNA of Cariama cristata (Red-legged seriema), 1082 nucleotides long. It is a transcript of the gene RP2, whose product is annotated as retinitis pigmentosa 2 (X-linked recessive). The record is from RefSeq and is a predicted model, not a curated record. The transcript has 4 exons. The annotation marks the transcript as partial. Gene Ontology annotation, biological process: post-Golgi vesicle-mediated transport. Gene Ontology annotation, molecular function: GTPase activator activity. Lineage: Eukaryota; Metazoa; Chordata; Aves; Cariamiformes; Cariamidae. Gene Ontology annotation, cellular component: cilium; periciliary membrane compartment.
GUUGACCCUAAAGAUUACACUUUUUCUGGACUUAAAGACGAAACUGUGGGCCGACUGCCUGGAAAAGUAGCAGGGCAACAAUUUGUCAUUCAGGACUGUGAGAACUGUAGUAUCUACAUAUUUGACCAUUCUGCUACAAUCACUAUUGAUGACUGUGUAAACUGCCAAAUCUUUUUAGGACCAAUAAAAGGCAGCGUGUUUUUCCGUAACUGCAAAGAUUGUAAAUGUGUAGUGGCCUGCCAACAGUUUCGCACUCGGGACUGCAGAAAGCUGGAGGUGUUCUUGUGCUGUGCCACCCAGCCCAUUAUCGAGUCCUCCACAGGUAUGAAAUUUGGAUGUUUCCAGUACUAUUAUCCUGAGCUUGCUUUACAAUUUAAAGAUGCUGGACUGAGUAUCUUCAAUAACACAUGGAGCAACAUCCAUGACUUUACCCCUGUGUCAGGAGAAAAUAAUUGGGGCCUUUUGCCUGAGAAUGCUGUAGUCCCAGAUUAUGUUCCUCUGCCCAGCUCUGAGGAGCUGAAAGCUGUCAGAAUUUCUACGGAUGCUACAAAGAGCAUAAUACCAGUAACUCGAGGGCGGAGACAGAAAAGCAGCGAUGAAUCGUGUUUGGCCGUGUUUUUUGCUGGUGACUACACAACUGCAAAUGCCAGGAAGUUAAUUGAUGAGAUGACUGGCAAAGGCUUUCAGCUGGUACAGACUAAAGAAGUCUCAAUGCAGGCAGAGGAUGCUCACAGAGUUUUCCAGCAGUGUGCAUCAGAAUUCAUUCCGCUGCUUGAAAAAGGUCCAGUGGUUGCUUUGGAAUUCAAUGGAGAUGGUGCUGUGGAAAGAUGUCAAAGCACUGUAAAUGAUGUUUUUAGUGGGACCAAGGUUUUUGUAUCGAAGAGCAAGGCAUCAGCGUCUCAAGAUGUAGACAAUUUCUACAACUUUGCUGACAUGCAGAUGGGAAUGUGAAGUUUAACGUGAAGGUGUUCAUGUACGGUUUGUCUUGGCACUUGGAUAUCACUUGGCUUGAGUAUCGCAGUAGUGUAUGAGAAGUUUUGUCGUUUCGUUUUAUAUUUCUCAUUUAUCCCUUUUAUAAAGCU